AUGAGUGCGUGGAAGGGCAAGGAGGCUAAGUACGCGCUCGACCGUCUCCCACACAUGACUAAGAUCGCUAGAAAGCCCGAAAGAAAGGGUACGGAGUUGAAGGCGAUAGCAGACGGCGAGAGCGGAGUUCUGCUACGACUUGAAGUAGUUGAAGGCACGGUGCGCCAGCGACAAAAGCAGUACUGCAGUCAGUUCGGGGAAGGAGCUUCCAUCGUGUUACGCCUCGCUGAGCCGUACAAAGGAACAAGGCGAACCAUUAUUGCUGACUCAACGUUUGCCUCUGUGAAAACCCUGGUUCAGGUUGAAAAGCCACUUGGUCUCUUCUUCAUGGGCAUUGUCAAAACAGCAACCGUUCAGUAUCCUAAAACCCAUAUGCAACAGUGGAGUGCUUCCCCCCCCGUGUCGAUUUCAACGUACUACCGAGUAAAACAGAUACUAGUAACGAUAUGUACGCCAUUUGCUGGGCAAAUAAAAAAACCAAGAUGCUGA
This is a messenger RNA of Phytophthora infestans T30-4, 489 nucleotides long. RefSeq lists its product as uncharacterized. Lineage: Eukaryota; Oomycota; Peronosporomycetes; Peronosporales; Peronosporaceae. The coding region runs from base 1 to 489 and encodes 162 amino acids. The transcript has a single exon. The record is from RefSeq and is a predicted model, not a curated record.